Paramecium octaurelia is the source of this 1420-nucleotide messenger RNA. Lineage: Eukaryota; Ciliophora; Oligohymenophorea; Peniculida; Parameciidae. The record is from the annotation of a GenBank genome assembly.
AUGAAUAUUUUCUUAUUAUUUUUUUAUGGGGCCAUUCUACCUGUGUAAUCAAAUGAUACUCUAAUCAAUGUUUAAGCUAUUUGGAGACACGGAGCAAGAGACUUUUAUUAUUGCAAUUGGGGAUGUGAUAAAAAUAAUGAACCUGAUGGUGAUUCCUAAAUUCUUACUCCUGCAGGCAUGAGACAAUAAUAUGUUUUGGGAAAAUGGCUAAGAUAAAGAUACAUAAUUGAUAAUCACCUUCUGUCUCCCUAAUUUAAUGAGAAUGAAAUUUAUAUAGAAAGCACCGACUACAAUAGGUACAAAAUAUAUCAAUUUGAGAACUAUUAUGAGUGCUUAUAGCAACUUAUAAGGAAUGUAUCCAGAAGGCUCUGAACUUCCAAAUGUAACUGAAGAUAAGCUGUUGCCUCCUAAUUCUGGUAGUAAAUCUCCUUCUAUAGGAAAUUAUGCUCUACCUAAUAAAAUUUAACUCAUACCAAUUCAUACAAAAGAAGAGGAAUAGGACUAUGCCUUAGCAAUUUAUUGUAAAACUACAGGGUCAACAGUUAAAUAGAACAAAUAAACCGAGCUGUAUCAUACAAUCAACUCUGCGAAUUAAACCUAAGAACUAUUCCAAAAAUUCAAUUCAGAAUUAGGUCUUGUUGGAGAAUAAUAAGUAAAUGAUAUAAUCGAAUUGGCUAAAUGGAGAGACACUUUUACAUGCAAUAGAUAUAAUGGUGAUUAGUUGCCUCCAAAAUUAGCAGCAAAAACUCUGUUUUUUAUGGACGAGAUUGCAUUACUAUCCUUUAGUUUGAGAUAGUUUCAAAAUUGGGAAUAAUCGAAAUUGUAUUCGACCCCAUAUCUAUAAUAAGUUAUUGAAAACUUUGAUAAUUUUAUUAAUGGGAAAUCCAAAGUUAAAUACCGAGGUUCUUCUUCUCAUGAUUCUACGAUGCUAGGUAUUAUUUCUGGUUUAAAUUUGACAAGCGCUUAAUGUUAAGCUGAUAUUUAUUUAAAAAAAGAACAAUCAGACAUCUUCUGUUUAACUGAAGUAUCUUAAUUAAUAUUUUAGAAUAUAGAAUUCUCAUCUAAUCUAAUAAUCGAGCUCUACAACAAUACCAUUAAUGGAUUAUAUGUUAGAAUACUUUAUAAUGGGGAAUAUGUACCAGUGUGUUCUAAGUAAGGAACCUUUUGCUAAUAUGAUAAAUUUAAAUCAAUCCUCAGGUAGCAAUUUGUGGAUUACGAAAAAGAAUGCAAUUUGAGCAAGGAGAUUCAAAGACCAGUAAGAAUACAUAAUAGAAUUUAUAAGGUCGUUUACAAGAUUCCUCUUUGGGUCAUACUAUUUUUUGUAUUAGUGUUACUCUGUACUUGCGGGAUUUUUCUAUUGGUUUUCAAGUUAAAGUAAAUGAAAGAUCCAGAUGUUUCGGAUUCUACUAUUUCCUAAUGA